Molecule: messenger RNA, 8752 nt
Organism: Pelmatolapia mariae (spotted tilapia)
Lineage: Eukaryota; Metazoa; Chordata; Actinopteri; Cichliformes; Cichlidae
Gene: kmt5aa
Product: lysine methyltransferase 5Aa
Exons: 7
Coding region: 218-1219 (333 amino acids)
Biological process (GO): regulation of transcription by RNA polymerase II; regulation of DNA damage response, signal transduction by p53 class mediator
Cellular component (GO): nucleus; polytene chromosome
Molecular function (GO): transcription regulator activity; protein binding; histone H4K20 methyltransferase activity
Source: RefSeq, a predicted model, not a curated record
GAUGGCGGAGCGGAGCUGUGGAGGCUGUAUUGGCUGAGCUGCUGUAGGUUUAAAUGCAACAGAAGGGCACGCAGUCACCGUGGAAGCGGCCGACGUGAAGGGACAUCUUUCCCUUGUAGGAGCAGGGCGAGGUUAUCCUUUUACUGGAUUUUCUGUUUGUGUUUUUCUCUAAUCGAGAGGAGAGUGCCGAGCGAGGAGCAACGAAAACAAGUCGGACAUGAACGGGGACACUGUAUGCAACAGCCAUUCAUUCGCCCUCUUAAGCUGCACCAACUCCAUAUCAUCAGUUCAAGAUGAAAAGCCCACCAUCAGGUUAACACAGGAGGGAAAGUGCUCUCCAGUUUUGUCCUUGCAGAAUGAUGCCCAGAAGCCAGGAGAAGAAAAGACAAUGAAUACCAUCAGCACUCCAACGAAAGACCCAAAGGCAGAUUUCACAGAGAUGGAGAACAGCUACAGCCAGUGUUCACCCUGCUGGUCUGAUGAACAGCCAUCACCUCUGCAGCUCCACUGCACUGAAGCCUACCUUUGUUCUCAUCCUGAACUCUCCCUUCCCCUCAGCAAUGGCUUAACUCAUACUCCCCUACAUGCCAAUAAUGGCGGCGCUCUCCAUGGCCACCAGAGGAGGGGAGCCCGGGUCAAGGUCAUAGGAAAGAAAUCCACUCGAAGAAUGGCAGGAGGGGAAAAUUCCCAAAACCGGAAAGUUACUGACUUCUAUCCAGUAAGACGAAGUUCAAGAAAAAGUAAAACGGAGCUCAAGUGCGAAGAAAAGAAGCUCAUAGACGAUCUCAUUACAAGUGGAAUAGAGGAAGGAAUGGAGGUGCAAUACAUAGAAGGAAAGGGGAGAGCGGUGUUUGCCACUCGGUGUUUCCAGAAAGGCGAUUAUGUGGUGGAAUACCAUGGAGACCUGCUACAGAUCACCGAUGCUAAAAAGAGAGAAGCCGAAUAUGCUCAAAAUCCAGCAACCGGCUGCUACAUGUACUACUUCCAGUACCUCUGCAAAACAUACUGUGUGGAUGCUACAAAAGAGACUGGUCGAAUGGGUAGGUUGAUAAAUCACAGUAAAAAUGGGAACUGCCAAACCAAACUCCACGACAUCAACGGUGUCCCUCACCUCAUUCUCAUUGCCUCUCGAAAUAUUGACAAAGGCGAGGAGCUGCUUUAUGACUAUGGAGACCGCAGCAAAGCUUCCAUCGCUGCUCACCCCUGGCUCAAAUAUUGAUUAAGAGGUCCAGAGAAAAAGUAAAGGGAAACGUACAGUAAGACUUGUUUUUUCAUUAGCUAGUGUACAAAAGGCCUUAGAAACAGAAUGUGUACUUUUUGUUUUGUUUCAAUAAUGAGGAAGCUGGGGUGUGUGAGGGUUUAGUAGACAUUAAUGGGUCCAGGUCAUGGGGGUUGAUUGGGUUCAUAUCACAUUUCGAUUAAGGUCCAUCUGCCUUGUCAGAUGAUAUCUGUACUUUUUAUUUAUGCGUGUUUCAGAAACAGUCUUUUGUUUUGCAGCACAUUUGUUUUGUACAUUUUGUAUUACCUAUAGAGUAGUGCUUCUACAGCAUGCAGGUAAUAGUUGAUGCUCUGCAUUUUUAUACAGCUUUUUUUAAUUAGUACGUAGAUACUUGGCAAUACUUGUAUUUGCUCCCCUUUUUGAAUCAGCAGAAACUAUGAGAUGCAAAUUACAAACUCUUUUUAGAUAUGUAUUCUAUUCAAGGGGUGUCUAUUUUCAGCAAUCGGACCUCACACUCAUUGUUCAGUGGGGUAGAAAAGUUUAUCACGUUCACGGUUUAUUUGGCGUUUCAGGGUUUUGGUUACCAAAAAAGAUCACAUGUUUUGACACUGGAUGAAAUACUUUGUGUUGAUCAUGGAAAAGAUUACAUUAGAAUAUGGAAAUUAGUCUUAUGAAUGUUUAUUUUUUAGCAUAGAUUGUAUUUUAUAAUAUUAAACAUGCCAUAUACAAAGAGUUAGUGUGUGGUAAAUUUUAAAAAUGAAAACGAAAAGUAUCUGGGGAAAACCUACAGAAUAUUCUGUGUGACUCGAAGAGAUGAUUCGCUCAUGCAAGUAAUAGUUUCGGUGUCUCUCUCUAACCUCAAUUGGCACACACGAUUAUCUCAUCUGUUGGAUUUAGUUUCACUUAAUUAUAACUUCUCCCACUGAUGACGACACUGUCUCUGGUGCUGCACUUUGUAAAUAUAUUUAUUUGCUUGCUGUUACAAAUCCAAAUGUUGUUUCAAAAGAAAUACUGUGACAUUUUGGGAAUUAUGUUGUAUUUUUUUAGUUUUUGCUGAGACUUAAAGGGAAGAUUGAUCAAACUCUCCUGUGUCUAUGCAAAAUGUCAAUCUGAUCACUUUUUUUGAGAGCUGACACCUGAGCUUAAAUCCAAUGCAUUAUACUUGCAGUUGCAUUAAUUUAAGAUGGGAGAGAAAAUGUUGAUGGUUAGGCCAAAAUGCAAAUUCUCAGUUUUAUUCAUAAAGGUUUUAUCAGACAGAUUACACCCGUUGCCUUAAAAUUAAACUCCUAGCUGAAAUAUCAUUUUGAAUUUUUGGACUAUCAAAUCUGUCAUUACUGUCAAUUAUAGUGAAGUUGUGUCGUGGUUUGAGGAGCCCAGGGGGCCAGGGGAGGUCAAAUCUGCUUAUUACUGUAAUAUAACACCACUGUUAGCAUUAUUAGAGUAUUUGCUUCUGAAUGAUCGCUUAAACACACAUCUGGGUGGAGAAUACUGUAAAUUUGCUGUACUGGUGAAACUAAAGUGGAAAACCAGCCAGAAGGGCGUGUGCUCUUGUAAUUAACAAGGUGCAGUACAGGUACCAAUGAAAGAGUUUGUUUAUGUGCCAAAUCUUCACGAUUUUUGGUAAAUAUAAACUGUGAUUCAGUUCCAGUAUCUGUAGAUUCCUGUUUCAACAUACAGACAUCAUAGUCUUAUUGAACCCACAGCAAAAUGGGAAAAUGAAUGUAUUUACCAAAUUCAAAAAAAGCAGUUUUUGACUGUGAACUCCAUUAGUUUCUAUUUACAUACGCAUAUAAAACAGUCUCACAACAACUGUAUGGCUUUUCUUCUUACAGAUGUUCCAAAUUUAUUAGCUCAAUUGUCAACAGAUGCCAACAGAUUUGCUGUUGUUGCAUAUAUAUACAUAAUUAACAGUACUUAUACAAAUCAGUGGACAACAGAAAGCCAACUCGAUAACAGCUGACCCCUUCCCAACAGUGUAGUGUGUUAUAAAUGGGUAAAGCUCAACAAGUUAAACAACAAAAACACAAUCAGACUUGGUUACACACAGUGUUAAUUGGCAGCUUAAUCCACAUUUGGUGUUCUACUGAGGGCAGCACAGGAUUAAAUCAUGCAUUUGUGUUAGUGGUAAUGAACAAACAUGUCACCCAGUCCCACAGUCUGAUGCACUUAUGUUCUUUAGCAGUUUAUCAGUAACAACAGAACUCUGUGGUACAAAUACAAGUAGUUAAUUAACAGCAUACGGUAGUUCUUUGUUUGUUGUGGGUUAUUCUGCAAGUAUGUGAAAAUGAUGAUGGAGUUCAGUUCCAGUUGGAUGAGUUUAAACGUACUCAAGCUGCCACUGAUGCUUUUCAUCGCACUGAUGCAGCAGUUUUAAAAUGGUAUAAACGUGAUCUGCUUACCCAUCGUUUCCAGUAGUAGUUCAGACUUUUACUUUAUUUGGUUUUCAUUUAUUUUUAUUUUGUGUAGUUUUAAUUAUGGUUUUAGUCAGGGGGUCCAUUGGGGCCUGUGUUUAAAGACACAGUGUUACCAGAUCUCAGAAAAAAAGUGUGAUAAAGUAGGACAGGAUAAUGCAGGGAGGCAGUCCAAGAUAUCUGAAAGCAACUUUUCUGGCUCUCUUGCUCAGUAAAUACAAGAAGAAUAAAAGGAAACAGAAGCUGCCCUUCUUACUAGCGCUAGUUUCUGAGUUUCAGUUUGGAUGUAUUCAUAGAUUGGCCUUUUUGAGAUUGAUCUGACAAUUUAAGGCAAAUUUAAGACAAUUGUGAUACACAAAUGCAUACUGUGCCACCUCACACCAUAUUUUCUCCUGUGUGAAACUGAAAAAUAAGUUUAAAAAAAGACAUGUCAAUUACUCAAAAUAUACUGCUGCAAAGCUUGUUAUUUUUUUGGUAACUUGAACUGAUGGGCUAAGCUUCAAUUGACUAUAAUAAACGUGUGCUUGAUCAAAGCCAUACUUUAGAAAAGUGUGAACCAGUCAAAAUGUGGGGCAUUGUCUCAAGAUGUGGGACAGGAGGACAAGGGGGAAAAAAAAUUGCAGUGCAGUCCCACAUGCAGAGGGCAUCUGGUCACCCUAGCUCUUACUUAUUGUCUAGUUGAGAGUUCAAGAAGACUAGCCUAGUUUCAUGCAAAGACUGAAAAUGGGGGAAACGAUGUAUGACCUGUGGCUGCUUCCAAAGGUCAAGCCCACAGACUGGCAUGUUAUAUAUUGUGUUGACUCAACCUUGCAAACAUUUGUACGUAAAUAACAUGUGCUCUAAUUCAGCUUUUUCAACCGUAACAAGUUAAUCAUGAAUUAAAUAAACUCAAAUACUGAAAUCUGUUAUUUCAUUUAGAUUAAAUCUCUUUUAAUUCAAUUCGGUGAGUGGCUAUGCUGCUAAGCUUAGCUAGCUCAUUUUUUAAAAGACUUUAAAAAAAUUAUUUAUUACUUUUCUUCACCAAUUUUACGAAGCCUAAUGAACUCAAACUAUUUAAAUACAUUAAAGUAUGUGAUAUAUGAGUAGCUUGUACUCAUGAAACCAUGGAAUCCAUUAUAGAGACAGGUACCACAGCUAAGCUUGACUAGUUAACUUUAGCCUCCUAGCUUUUAGAAGGAUGAAUUCAUUCCCCUUGUAAGUUGUCCUGUGUCCUGCACACAUUACUGAAGCUUAAAACUUGCACAAAACAAACUAAAAGCUCUUCUAGAAUCAAGUCUGCUAUCUUGUUUUGUUUUUGGUUUUUUGGGGUGUUUGGCAUGGUGCCAUAUUUCUCUUAUAAAAUCUCUACUUAGCUGUAACUAGCUAACUAACUAGGUACAUGUUGUGGUUUUUUUCUGUUUCAUAGUUAUUGUGAUUUUUUUUUUUUUUUUUUUUUUUUUUUUUUUUUUAGUUUGCUCAUUUUCCCAAAAAUUACACUCGAAAAUAUCUUUGUGGUAUAUUUUUUUCAAUUUAUUUUUAUUUUUAUAGCCAGGCUACUGUUUCCCUUGUUUCCAGUCUUUCUGCUAUGCUAAACUAAGCAGUUCCUGACAAAUUCAUGUUAACUGUACAGAUAUGAGUUGUAUUGAUUUUCUCAGCAAAAAUCCAAAUGAAACACAAUUUCCUAAAAUGUUGAACUAUUUCUUUAAGCCUUUUAUUUUAUUUUUUUAACUUCUUACUUGAUUGUAGCAGCUUUGUUUAAAAAUGACCCAACUAAACAGUAUAUUGUACCUUUUGCACCAAUUUCUCUACAUUCUUAUUGUCUGUACAGCUGUCGAGGUUAUGGAGAUUUCCAAAAGACAACAACAAAUCCAGCUCUCUAAGUUAUUCUUAAAAUAUUCAGUAUAUUUAAUGUUUGGAUUUCUGUUCUUGUUAAUAUUAUUUAAAUGCAAAAGUAAAAAAAAAAACAGUGUUAAUAAUAAAUAGCCCAGUCACGUGUAUCCGAGGAAGUACAUCUUAAGUGAUGCACUGUGUUUAAUACAUAAGGAUACACCUUCCUCUACUCCCUCUAUCAGUAGCAUUGUGUAUGAAAUGUUUUCAUAUGAGCCUUUCUUGACAGAGAUAUUCCACUCUGGAUUAUUCCAUUGUCUAUGUGGAACUAAUGCAAUAAUAGUUGAGGGGCAAAACAAACCUGUUGGCUGUUUUUUAGGGCAUGAUAGAUCUUUGCUGUUGUAGCGCUGAUUAAAUCUUAAUGCUGGGGUUUUAGGCAUUGUUUAAUAAAGAUGUAAUAUGCAAAUUAAACGUCUUGGGCAUCUGAUUUGUUCUUCCAUUAAAAGAAAGAAGUACUUUAAUGCUUAAAACUGUUUUGAAUAAAUGGGAAUUAAAAAAAAAAAAAAAAAAAAAGAUGGGAAGAACUCUUUUCUACCAUGAGGGUUGAUGUUGUAUAGUUUGUUCACCAGAGGGCACUCUGCAUCACGCCAUCUGUCCAUUUUAUUCCACCUAUCCAGUUUAGGGUUGGGUGGGGGGCUGGACCCUAUCACAGGGCGAGAGUUAUAGUACACCCUGGACAGGUUGCCAAGGGCUAUUACAACCAAUCACUCCUAUUGUCAAUUUAGAAUCACCAAUUCCACAGAGCAAAACCCCAGGCUUGAAUCAAAACAAGGACUUUCUCACUGUGAGGCGACGGUAUUAACCACUGUACCACCAUGCUAUCCUCAUCUAAUUGAGAUAAAUCAUAUUUCUUCUUGUCACAACUUUCCACACUAACCCAGCAUCUUAAAUAAAUAAAAUCAUCCUUUUUUUUUGGUGAAUUGGACUACUACUACUGUGCUUUCUGUUAUAAUGUUUCAUAUUUAGUCUUCUUCAUAUUUCAUAUCUUCUCUGAUUUCUAAAUUGUUACAUAAGGGCAAAAGGUGAUAUAUUCUAUAUAAUGGAAUUUCAACCAAAUACACUGCUUUGUGCCUUAUGUUUAAAUUGAGACAGCGGAAAAUUAAUGUAGUUAAAUUUUUUCCCCAUGCCAGUUAUUUUAUCACACUGGAUGUUCUUUGUUUACAAAUGUAUGUUCCCUUGCCCGUUUCCUUUUACAAUUAUGAACGAAUCAAACACUUGAACGUGACUGCGAUCUGUUGUUAUGCAAGUUAGGAAAAACAACAACAACAAAAAAAAAACUUGCAAAAAUGUCAAAUAUUACAGAUUUUUAUUACUGAUGUGAUGUGUUGAAUUUCAUAAAGCACUGAUCCAUUCAAUAUAUCUCUUAAAUCUCCACUUUAAUGGGCUUCAUAGGAGACUCAACAAAGGAAAAAAAUGAAGAUUGGAGUGAGCACUCGGGUAGGAGUUCAUUUCCCUUAAAAUAUUUCACUGUUUAAUUCCUUCAUGAAUAAAUUGAGCAGAUCCCUUUGACUUCCAAAUAACAUGUAAAAUAUAGUUUCUCUUUAACAUAUCUGUGAUUUCAUAAAAGGGGGAAAGCUGCUUUGACACACGUCUUUAGCCUCAUUUCUCAAUCUUUUCAUUUGCCAUUCAUUUAUUCCACCUUCCUGGGUGAGUAUAAAUGAAGAUAAAGUGCCACUACUGUUAACGUUUCCAUGAAGGCAUCAGCUGUUAAAGCACAAGCACCAUCCGCAAAAUAGCCUUUUUAAAAAAUAAAUGUAAACACACUCUUCAGCUUAAUUACCAUUAUUUUAAACCAUGCACAAUUUGAGAAAUAAUUAAUCCUUCAUGACUUACACUGUUUCUAAACAGAGCCUUGAUUCAUGUUUAAAUUUGAGGCCUUGUAUAAAUGAUGCAUAUAAACACAAACGCACUGACUUCUAUUUUGCACAUGUGUGAUGAUAUUUGGGGUUAUUAUUGUUGCUUAUGCUGAAUAUGAAUAUUUUAUCUAGGGAAAAAGUGCAAAUGUAAUGUAAGAUUUAGGCUCUUAUUGAUGGCACAAUAUAUGUAUUAAUUAAAAUACAUUUUCAUUUAUUUUGCUUUUAUUUGAAUUGAAAGCUUGUGAUGCUGUAUGUUUUUGUUAUAAGUGAUUCUAUACAAUAUUACACUGUCUCUUAGGGUCUAUGUUUGAUUAUAGAAAUUAAACAGAAUCAUAUAGAUGUAAUUUAUUAUUGCCUACUAUGGUUUGGCUGGUGUUACAAAACUGCAGGUUUGCAUGAGCACAAUGUGGAGCGUCACGUUUGUCACUGAAAGUGUGAAAUCAGACUUUAUGACAAAUUUAAGUUUGUAUGUAAGGCUUUGUUUAGAUAGUGUAAAAUAUUAGGGGAAUUCCCAUGGCACAUCUAUUCUCUCUUUCACAAAACAGAAAUCUGUGUUAAUUGUUAGAGAAAAGGGAUACAUAAAAAGAAAAAAGAAGCAUCACAAACAUAAAUAUAUUCAAAUUUCUCGAACAAAAUAAAGAGAUACUAAGUCAAAACUACAGUGAGUGAAGAGCUUACUAUGUCGAAAUUAUGAGACAAUACAUCAUUAUUAAGUUAAUAAAUUAGAAUUAGAUUGACUAAAAGAAAAUUCAUUUACGGUUUUCAGAUCGUAAAAACAAGAAAUUAUUAAGUCAGGUGUUAAAUUUAUACUAAAACAUGAUGAGUGAGUAAAAAAUGUAAAAUAAUUCAUCAGUAGUAGUUGACUUAAAUAAACUGGAAAAGUUUUAUAAUGAACUAAUUCACCAUGCCAAAGCUUUUAUAUUACCAUGAAAUUAUGGAAUAUUGCAAACACUGACUUAAAAAGUACAAAUAUGUGAAUUAAUGACUCACUAAUUCAACAUUAAAGCCGCGAUGAUGCUUAUUUUGGCUACAUACAACAUGUAGCCAACAUUAUAGGAGACGUCAUGAAAUGCUAAAAUGCUUAAACCAUCCUGUAAUAGGAUAGUAAAAACUAUGAUGAAUGGGUAAAAAUGCAAAGACAAAUUGGGAUUAUGAUACCCAAAAUCUAACUUUCACUUUACACGAGUACUUUAAAUUCUCAUACCCAAGUGUUUAUGUAUUCAUUCUUUUGAAAUACAAACAAAUAUGAGAACAAAUUAUCUUCACACCUUCACACAGCUUUAAAUUGUGACUGCAUGCAACAUUUAAACAGAGGCCUCAAUUAGAUUUCAUAGAGCUGCAUAGACUCAACUUGCAAAACGCUGGUGAUGGACUGAUUAGCUGCCCACUUGACAGAAAUU